CGACGGUUGAAGGGAAGUGGAAGGUGACUGGUUUUAUUAUGAGUUUAUUUGUUUUAGCUUAGGAACCGAAAAUAUUUAGUAGUUUUGGAUAUUCAUUUUACAUCAGCGCUGGAUUAUGAAUGCUGUGUUGUGGGUUUGGGGGACUACUAAAAAGUUUUAAACUCAAGUUCUCAGAGGCCUGUGAUAUGAGCUGAGCACUUUUGUGAAGUAGCACUUUGCACCAACCAUUGCUGAGUCAUUUACAAGGAAGUGUGGAGUAUGUUGGCCAGUUGUUGUAACUGGCUCUGUCUGGAUUUAUCCACUGUGGAGGAGAGCAGUACUACCAGAUCUAGCUCACGCCACCAGGCGUACACCAACUCUGGCUACAACAGCUACCCAUCACCGCCAGAGCGCAUGUGCACAGCGUGUGGAUGCCACUUUAACACUCUAGACACAAGGUACUUAUGUGUUGACUGCAGAAAGAACUACUGUGAGCGCUGUUCAGCCCAGGUAGAGGCCCAUCCACGGAUGUGCCUCACAUGUCUGCGCUUCCAUGGCACCAUGUUCGAGCGGGCGGAGCUGAUGAAGCUGAAGGUAAAAGACCUGCGGGACUACCUGCAUUUGCAUGAAGUCCCCACGCAAAUGUGUCGAGAGAAAGAAGAACUCGUGGAGCUGGUCCUCAGUCAACAGACACCUACACCUACCUCUAGCGCAUCCACACCAAGCGAGAUGCAUGCACACACACAUCUGUCUGAGCAGGAUGGCUCUUCUGCACCAACCCCAGUCAUAGAGCAACCCCCUACGCUCAGUCCUGUCACAGACAUGGAUUUAGAUGUGCCAACAGCAGAAGAUGAUCAGUCGUCAGACUCAGAGGAGGCCUUGCCCUCAGGCCGACGAGCAUCUCUGUCAGACCUGACGUCAGUGGAGGACAUUGAGGCUCUGAGUGUGCGUCAGUUAAAGGAAAUUCUAGCCAGGAACUUUGUCAACUACAAAGGCUGCUGUGAAAAAUGGGAACUGAUGGAGAGAGUCACACGCCUUUACCAUGACCAGAAGGACCUGCACAACCUAGUUUCUAAUGCCGAAGAUGGAACAGAUCCCACAGCUGCGGCUAACAUGGAGGAAAACCUUUGUAAGAUCUGUAUGGACUCACCAAUCGACUGUGUGCUCCUGGAAUGUGGUCACAUGGUUACUUGCACCAAGUGCGGCAAGCGGAUGAGCGAAUGUCCCAUCUGCAGACAGUAUGUGGUUCGGGCUGUUCACAUUUUCCGAUCCUGAAUCAGCCCGUGUUUAGUCGGGGAUCAACACUGGCAGAUUUUUCUUCUCUUAAAGUGAACACUUAGCCCUUUGAGGACUACCAUUAAUGGCCUUACAGCUUAAUCUCCAACUUGCGCUGAUACUUUUUCUCUAGCUGGCUACAGUGUAAAAAAUUAAAAGGACAAAAGUAUAUUUUAGCAAUAAGAAAUGAAAUCGUUCUGCUGUUUUAGAGUCUGUUCAGCUGUGAAUAGGGUUUACUUUUUCUUAAAGACCUGUUGAAGUGCCUGAAGUAUCCUGGAUCUUUUUUUUUUUAAGUUUUAGGAUGUACUGUUCAAUCUACACACUUGGACUUGGACAGCUUAAACAAAUAUGUUAUAAAUUCCAGAUUAAAAAGACCAAAGUAGUUUUUUUUAAAUGCAAAUACACUGAUUAGGUGGAAAUAAGUGCAAAUACUGGAGCAUUAUAGUGUGUGCGACCAGGUUUGUGUGUUUCUUCUGCUGCUUUUUUUGACUGCAGUCACUGCAGACUCUUUACAAGACCAAAAUCUGUAGAAGAAAAUGCUGGGUCUUAACUGGAAUACUGGAUUUAAAAUGACUGCUGCACAAGUCGAAAGGCCUUCCUUCUCAGGAGUUUACACUUUUGUUAGAAGUCUAUUUUAAACUUAAGAAAAAUGAAUAGAAGCCCUGUAAAAUUUUGUUGUGUCUGUUUUCUACAAAACAAAUCAAGAAAUGAUUGCUGUAUCAAGUGGCGCAGCGGGAUAUUCCGCUAGCACACCAGCGCCGAGAUUCUGAACUCCUCGCUUCGAAACUCGGCGUUGCCACCGGUCGGCUGCGUGCCAUCUAGCGGGCAUAAUUUCCAGUGCCUGCAGCAGACUCUAAAUGGCUACUGUGUCUGCUAGGGUGAGAUGACCGGACUAUGUGGGUGGGGUCUUCUAAUGCUGUGCAAGGACCCUGAUUAGCAGGUAGAGGCGCCUGUGUGAAAAAGAAAGGGUCUGGUAGGGGACUGCGCAUGGGUCGUCGGAGGCGUGAGCAGGAAAUAUACUUUCCUCGAAUGCAAUCUGGGAUCCCCAGCAGUGGAAGACAAAUUGAAUAUGCUAUAUUGGGAGAAAAUUCAUAAAUAAAUACAACUUGGUCUUUAAUACUAUCCCAACAAAAAUGUGAUGUUGCUUACAUUUGAUUUCAAGUAGCCAAGAUAACAGCUGGCAUCACUUUUUUGAUACUACUGAAGCUGCUAGAAACUGAACCUUUACUAUUUUAGAAAUUGUCAUCACCAUUUUAAGUAAGUGAAUAUUUCUUGGUUACAAACAUAAUCCCCUCUUUUCUCUCAGCUCCUUAAUUUAAUUAUAGCAAAUUUUCCAUUUUCGGUCGACCCCUUCGAUACCUACAGAAAGAUGUCAGUGUUUGCCUGUAACAGUUCCUACAGUUCCACCCAUGUUGUCCGCAUAGAGCUAACCUAGCUGUCUUGAAUUCACUGUGUUUUGUAUCACAAAUUUUAUAUAUAGAAGCCUUUAAUAUUUGCAUAAAUAUAAACUGACUCACAACAACUGUCCUUAGACUUCAAUACUUGAAUAAUUUUCUCAGUACAGAGAAACUGACAAAUUGAUGCGUGUGUUAAUAAUGCACAUAUAGAGAUAGGGAUUUAUGCUAAAUUGUGAAGUGCUUCUUUUAAUAGAAUAACACAUCAUGUGAAUAUAUAAUCAGAUUUCCUUUGUUUGGUAAGCUGUUUGGUUUUUCUGCUGCAUGUAUUAGACCUCGUGCCUUCUAUUAAUACUGAUCGCAGAUCGCCUCAAACUUUAACUGCAUCACCUUGAUGAAAUACAACAGUGGCACUUAGGAACUCAGUUGCAGCUAGAAGCUGAUCCAGCUUUUCUGGAACCACUGGCUGAUUGAACUGUGGGAUGAUAUACAGCAUCUCGUCUCCAGGAACUCCUUGUCGUAAGGUGAAAUAUGAACGCCACUUUUCAACUGUAACUUCGUUCCAGUAAAGCUAGAAGAGUGUGCCAAAAUCAGAUUACUUUGGCUGACUAUUGCACUAGGAAUCACAUGAUACCCAGAUGAGUGCGUGUAUACCUCGGUGCCUUCAGCUUUUCCUGGAUGAAUGGAAACUGAUGAGGAGAAUGCAUGUGGAAAUAAGAUAUGCUUGUUGCACUUAAGAGCCUGGGAAUUUCUGCAUAGCUCUGGCCUGUAUCCAACCUUAAAAAUAUUUCUGUGGAACUGAAAAUGCCUUAUUUUAGACUGGACGUGCUGACACCAUAAAAUUGGCACCUUAAAACCAUAUAAGUUGAAUGUUAUUGUACAUUUGUCAGGGAUAUGUACUGUACAUAUGUCAUUACAGUCUUGUGGUUUUAAUGAUUUCUGCAACCUUUUUUUUCAACAUUCACUAUUUUGUCAAAAAAACAAAUAACUGACUGAAUAUAAUUGGUGACUUUAGAGUUUUCCAGUCAUUUCCAGUUUAUAGCAGACCUGUGGUUUGUUGUGCUUCUUAGACUACUUCUGACCAUCCAGACUCAUUUCUCUUUUGCAACAUUUAAAUAACUGACUGACUGUAACUGAUGACGUCUUUGUUCCCACAUAUAUGGCCUAGUAUAACUGCACCCUUUACAAAUCUCAUAGAACACUGGUCUCAGAUCUUGCCAGAUGCAUUCCAUUCUCGACAGUGUCAGGUGUUUGCCAGUCAUUUCCAGUUUAUAUCAGACAUGUGGUUUGUUGUGCUUCCUGGACUACUUCUGACCAUCCAGACUAAUUUAAAUUUAGCUUUAGUGGUUUUCUCUGCCCCACCCAUGGCACGAGAAUGGAUCACUGUUCUAUGUAGAGUACUUUUUACAACAGGUGCAGUCGAGGUCACCAGCUGUAGUUAACCAUAAUCACCAACAAGGAUUAGAAGACUAUUUUCCCGAAUGUUAUACAGAUCAAUAAUUGUAGUUGCUGUGUGUAUAUUUUUGGACUGAAUAUUUUUAAAACAUGCACAAACUGAUUUGAUCCAGAAAAAAACCCUUCCCAAUAUAUUCUAGAACGGAAAUCAUAACUUGAAAUCUCAAGACUGUUAUUACAUACACAUUUCUUACAAGUGCACAAAAUCUUGACUUGUACAUGAACAUCUCAGGUUUUGCUUAGUGUGCUUAAGAAUGUAUUGUUUGGAUGGAAUGUUAGAAUACAGUAGUCGCACUAGAAUGCUAAUUAUUGUAAAAUUGUCAUAAAGGCUAUAAAUCAGUCCAAUCAGUCAUUUGUCUCUAAACAUUACCUUUAAAAUAAUUAGAUUUGUUUAAUAUUUUACUGUCAUCGAAUCCAGGGACCUGCACUGUUCUUCUACGCCUUUACUGAUUGUUACUGACACAACUGUAACAAAAUGCCUUAAACGUUUUAUUUUUCUAACUGUGAAGUUCUUUUAAAGGAUGCUUAGACUAGGAAAAUAAUUCAAUUCAAAUUGGCUUCUGCACAAGGUUUGUUUUGUUGGGUUUUUUUGGUCUUUAAAGUGAUUCAUUUCUGCAUCUGUACUUGAUUAACAAUUUUGUUUUUUUGUGUUUGUUUUUUUUUCUUGGUGUUUUUAAGUGGAGUUUUUAUAUUAAAAUAUUUUCUGGGAUUUUAUGUUGUGUCUUUCCCAUGCUCGAAAAAGGCAUGGCUUGUUAAAGCUAACAGCA
Messenger RNA from Trichomycterus rosablanca, 4870 nucleotides. RefSeq names its product ring finger and FYVE-like domain containing E3 ubiquitin protein ligase (gene rffl). The transcript has 7 exons. Gene Ontology annotation, molecular function: ubiquitin protein ligase activity. Gene Ontology annotation, cellular component: plasma membrane; cytoplasm. Bases 259 to 1254 code for a protein of 331 amino acids. Gene Ontology annotation, biological process: proteasome-mediated ubiquitin-dependent protein catabolic process; protein K48-linked ubiquitination; negative regulation of extrinsic apoptotic signaling pathway via death domain receptors. The record is from RefSeq and is a predicted model, not a curated record. Lineage: Eukaryota; Metazoa; Chordata; Actinopteri; Siluriformes; Trichomycteridae.